AACAAAUCAAAGCUGCGAGAGCCCUCGUGCCUCUCACGGCAGGAUCGUUUUGAGUUUUCUCAGUUAACUUAUAACAAGCUCCGCCGUUUAUCUUGUCGGCGAAUCUACCUCCAUCCUUACUUCAACCCUAAAGCUUUGUCUCUUUUUCCUGCAUCCCUAAGCCUCUGCUCAUUGCCGGUCACCCUAUUUUUUCAUUGCUUUCGUUCCAUUUUAGCUUUUUUAUAAUAUAGUUGCCGAUAAAUUGCCAAUUUGUCGCCGUUUCUUUGUUUCAUUACCGUAUCUUCACUCACUGCUUCGUCGCCAUUACGGUCAUCACUAUCAUGGCCUUUCUUACUUUAGUCUUAUCCAAUUGCGACCAAUAGAGUAAAUCCACGAUAAGGGUAAACCCUAAGAAUAUAGAUUGAGAGCGCUUGGCUAUCAAUCUUAAACCUUCAUAUUUGUUUCAGCUGUCGAAACCCUUGAAUUUUGAAGAAACAGAGUGGUAGUUAAGUAAAUAGGAGGCAAGAUGAGGAUUAUGAUAAAAGGUGGUGUGUGGAAGAACACGGAGGAUGAGAUUCUCAAAGCGGCGGUUAUGAAAUAUGGGAAGAAUCAAUGGGCUCGAAUCUCUUCGCUUCUCGUUCGUAAAUCUGCUAAACAGUGUAAGGCUCGCUGGUAUGAGUGGCUCGACCCAUCCAUCAAAAAGACUGAGUGGACCAGAGAAGAGGAUGAGAAAUUGCUUCAUCUUGCUAAGCUCAUGCCAACUCAAUGGAGAACAAUUGCGCCAAUUGUUGGCCGUACACCAUCUCAAUGCCUUGAACGCUAUGAGAAACUUCUUGAUGCAGCUUGUGUUAAGGAUGAGAACUAUGAGCCUGGAGAUGACCCACGGAAAUUGCGUCCUGGAGAGAUUGAUCCAAAUCCAGAGUCAAAGCCUGCACGUCCUGAUCCUGUUGACAUGGAUGAAGAUGAAAAGGAGAUGCUUUCUGAAGCACGAGCUCGGUUAGCCAACACUAGGGGCAAAAAAGCAAAAAGGAAAGCUAGAGAGAAACAGCUUGAAGAGGCUAGGAGGCUUGCAUCCUUGCAAAAAAGGAGAGAACUGAAAGCUGCUGGUAUUGAUACGCGGCAACGCAAGAGGAAAAGGAAGGGGAUUGAUUAUAAUGCAGAAAUUCCUUUUGAAAAGAAGCCUCCUCCUGGCUUUUUUGAUGUUGCUGAUGAAGAUAGACCAGUGGAACAGCCUAAGUUCCCAACUACCAUUGAAGAACUUGAAGGGAAAAGAAGGGUUGAUGUAGAGGCCCAGUUGAGAAAGCAGGAUGUUGCAAGGAAUAAAAUUGCUCAAAGGCAGGAUGCCCCAUCAGCUAUACUACAAGCCAACAAGUUGAAUGAUCCAGAAACGGUAAGGAAAAGAUCAAAGCUGAUGCUUCCUGCACCACAGAUUUCAGAUCAUGAAUUGGAGGAAAUUGCAAAGAUGGGUUAUGCAAGUGAUCUUGCUGUGAGUGAGGAACUAACCGAAGGGAGUGGUGCAACACGUGCUCUUCUAGCGAACUAUGCCCAGACACCACAGCAGGGAAUGACACCAUUGCGAACUCCACAAAGAACUCCUGCUGGUAAGGGUGAUGCUAUCAUGAUGGAGGCUGAAAACUUGGCUCGGUUGAGGGAGUCACAGACCCCAUUAUUGGGAGGAGAUAACCCAGAGUUGCACCCUUCAGAUUUUUCAGGGGUAACCCCCAAGAAAAGGGAGAUCCAAACACCAAAUCCAAUGCUGACCCCUUCUGCAACUCCUGGAGGUGUUGGUCUUACUCCUAGAAUUGGCAUGACGCCAUCAAGGGACGGGUACUCUUUUGGUAUGACACCAAAGGGAACUCCCAUCAGGGAUGAACUCCAUAUAAAUGAAGACAUGGAUAUGCAUGAUAGUGCAAAACUUGAGCAACGAAGACAAGCUGAUAUAAGAAGGAACUUGCGGUCUGGUCUUAGUAAUCUUCCUCAGCCCAAGAAUGAAUACCAAAUAGUUUUUCAACCACCUCCAGAAGAUCAUGAAGAAGCAGAGGAGAAGAUUGAAGAGGAUAUGUCUGAUAGGAUAGCUAGAGAAAAGGCUGAGGACGAUGCAAGACUGCAGGCUUUGCUUAGGAAGAGAUCAAAAGUAUUGCAGAGGGAACUUCCUAGGCCUCCUACUGCUUCAUUGGAACUAAUUAGAAAUUCUUUGCUGAGAGCUGAUGAAGAUAAGAGCUCCUUUGUUCCUCCUACAUCAAUUGAACUGGCUGAUGAAAUGAUACGGAAGGAGCUUCUAACCUUACUUGAGCAUGAUAAUGCAAAAUAUCCGCUAGAUGAGAAGCAGAAUAAGGAGAAAAAGAAAGGUGCCAAGCGAGCUGCAAAUGUAUCUGCUGUUUCUGUCCCUGUGAUAGAGGAUUUUGAAGAAGAUGAGUUGAAAGAAGCUGAUAAUUUGAUUAGGGAAGAGGCUCAGUAUAUCUGUGUAGCAAUGGGACAUGAAAGUGAAUCUCUUGAUGCAUUUGUUGACGCACACAAAACAUGUCUAAACGAUCUGAUGUACUUCCCCACUCGAAAUGCUUAUGGUCUCUCAAGUGUUGCUGGAAAUGUGGAGAAACUGGCAGCCUUACAGAAUGAAUUUGAGAAUGUGAAAAUGAGGUUAGAGGCUGAAAGAGAGAAGGCGUUACGCCUUGAGAAGAAGGUUAAUGUUCUUACACAGGGUUAUCAGACACGGUCAGAGAGGCAGCUAUUGCCACCAAUUGAGUCAAUUUUAAAGCAGAUGGACACUGCUGGAACAGAACUUGAGUGCUUCCAAGCUUUACAAAAGCAAGAGCAAUUAGCAGCAUCACAUAGGAUCAAUGGCCUCUGGGAGGAAGUUCAGAAGCAAAAGGAGCUAGAACAAACUUUGCAAAUGCGGUAUGGAAAUCUUGUGGCUGAGCUGGAAAGGAUACAACAUAUUAUUGCUGAUUACAGAACACUAGCAAAGCAACAGGAAGAAAUUGCUGCAAAGAAUCGUGCGCUUGAGUUGGCUGAGAGUGCAGCAAAACAAUCUGCCAUGCAUAACUCAGAAACUUCUGUGCCUAUGCCUUCAGAUGACGUUGGAAGUUCUGUGCCGGUUGAUUCAUCUAAUCUUGAAAUCUCAGGGAAGCAAACAAAUGCUGCUCGAGACCAUGUUCAUGCCAGUCCGAAACAUAGUACAAAUGAUGAUUCAGAUAACAAGCAUACACCUAUGGACACAGAUGCAAGUUUAUCUACUGAUGUACAUUCUGUUGUGGAGGGGGUGCAUACUACUCAUGUACCCAAGGCCGAUGAAAAUAACAAAGAUGGAGUUCCUGCACACAACUUGAUUAACCAAGGAGAUAAUAUUCCUGAUGUGGUGGUUGUGGAUGGAAAUAAAUUGAAUGAUGAAUCUGUUAUUGGGAAUGCUAGUGAUGUAGCAAUUAGCGCUGAGGUUAUAAAGGAUGGUGCAGUUGCUGAGGACCAAGAAAUUGUCAUGGAAGCAACAAAACCAGAUGGUGUUGUAACCAAACAAGGAGACGGUGAUGAAGAUGAGAGGACAAAAUCAACGAGGGAUGAGGUAAACGUUGUCAAUUCUGACUAGAUGACUGCUGAUAAGGAUGGGCAGAGAGAGUUAUGAUAUACCUGAACGGCAAGUUUUAAGGUGUGAGAAAGUCGUCCUGAAAUUUUGCGACAAUAGCUUUUAAAAAUGAAUGGAGCCCUGAAUUCAAGUUUGUCUUGUAUGCCCCUUAUUUAGUUACUCUAGUGGUUAAUAAGGGACUUAUGCGGAACGUUUCCACAAUCUGUCCAUUCUAUGUUUUUGCCAGAACUGGACGCGUGUGCCCAUUGUUUUGUGCUGUUUAAAAGAGGCGAGAUUAAGAAAAUCCAGUUAUAUGUAUGGUAAUGGUAGUGUGCAAUGCAAGUGAUUUUAGAUCGAGGAACUCUUAUAUCUGUGACCGAUAAUGUGCUGUGAAAGUUGUAAUUCGCAACAGAUCGACACAAUUAUAGCUGCGAAGAGGUUGAGCUUUGUUGCUUGAUUACUCUUUCCCAACGCCAAACUCUGUUUUCUGAA
Molecule: messenger RNA, 4027 nt
Organism: Hevea brasiliensis (rubber tree)
Lineage: Eukaryota; Viridiplantae; Streptophyta; Magnoliopsida; Malpighiales; Euphorbiaceae
Product: cell division cycle 5-like protein
Exons: 4
Coding region: 506-3559 (1017 amino acids)
Biological process (GO): mRNA splicing, via spliceosome
Cellular component (GO): spliceosomal complex; Prp19 complex
Source: RefSeq, a predicted model, not a curated record